AUGGGGAACAAAAACAAAAAGAGGAAUAAGAGUGAACAUGACAAAAAGGAUAAAUCUAAUAAUUCCAAUGUGGAUCCACAAAAUGUGAAAGAUACAGAAGUAGAAACGAGAGAUAAGGAGGCUGAUAACGAAGAAUAUGAAAAUACAGAGAAACUACAUGACAUUGAAGACAAUUCUGAAGAGGAUGAGCCGCCAAAAAAGAAAAAAAAGAAGAAAAAAGGCAAAAAGUCUAUUAGACAAAUGAAAAGGAGAAAGCACCUGCAGAGGCAGACUGAAGCAGCAGCAGUAGCAAAAGACCAACUGAAAUCACAGUGUAUUAACUACCUCUCGCAGUGGAAACACAAUAGAGAUAACUGGAAAUUUAUGAAAGCAAAACAAGUGUGGCUUUUCAAAAACAAGUUCUCCUCAAACUUAGUGCCAGACUCAUCAUGGCCAACACUUCUUGAAUAUUUUGAAUCUGCUAAAGGUAAUAUUCGUAAUAUGCUUUUGGAAGAUGCAAAAAAAGUUAUUAACCAAAUGGAUGAAUGGACAGAAAAGCAAAAAGAUAACAAAGAUACUGAGGACAAUGAGGAUGAUGUAAAUGAUAAUGAAACUCCUAGCAACAAACCAGAUGAUACCUCAUACAAAAGAGCAAGGGACCUAAUACAAUGUUUAGAGGAAUAAACAUUAAAUUUUUAA
Molecule: messenger RNA, 678 nt
Organism: Manduca sexta (tobacco hornworm)
Lineage: Eukaryota; Metazoa; Arthropoda; Insecta; Lepidoptera; Sphingidae
Exons: 2
Coding region: 1-663 (220 amino acids)
Source: RefSeq, a predicted model, not a curated record